Thrips palmi is the source of this 3044-nucleotide messenger RNA. Its product is annotated as protein O-mannosyl-transferase TMTC2-like. Gene Ontology annotation, cellular component: endoplasmic reticulum membrane. The transcript has 11 exons. Gene Ontology annotation, biological process: protein O-linked glycosylation via mannose. The coding region runs from base 226 to 2550 and encodes 774 amino acids. The record is from RefSeq and is a predicted model, not a curated record. NCBI's taxonomy places the organism in Eukaryota, Metazoa, Arthropoda, Insecta, Thysanoptera, Thripidae. Gene Ontology annotation, molecular function: protein binding; mannosyltransferase activity.
CCGCGCCGAGUGACCACCACCCAGCACCGCCCCGUCGGCAGGGCCGCGGCCAAGGAUACGCCAGCCCGGCCAGGCCGGGCGGAACCAAACUGAAAGUGAAAGUGAAUGUCGCAUCGAAAGUGAAAGUGAAUGUGAAUGCUAAGUGGUGCCUGGCUAGAGUCGCCACUGGCACGUUGUGUGGUGCCGCGAUGACUCCGGAGGCACGCUAGUGACGCUAGUGUGGCCAUGGCACCUGUUGAGGGCCCCCACGGCCGCGGGCCACACCACCAGGCCUCGCGCCACGCGCCCCCGCGCCAUGGGGCCACCCACGGCAGCGGCUAUGGCAGCGCCUACAGCGCCGCGCGGGACCAGCGCACCACCAGGCUGGCCGCCAAGGAUGGCGUGCUCCAGGACAAGCGGCGGGUGGAGGUGCUGGUGGCGUGCCUCGCCUUCUUCCUCUACUGGAACACCAUGCAGGCCGGCUUCGUCUACGACGACAGCCGCGCCGUGCUGAGGAACCCCGACGUGCUGGGCACCUCGCCGUGGUCCGCCCUCUUCCUGAACGACUUCUGGGGCACGCCCAUGAGCCACUCGGGGUCGCACGGCUCCUACCGCCCCGUGACCGUGCUGUCGCUGCGCCUCGACGCGCUGCUGGCCAGCCACGUCCUGGGCCGCGGCGUCAGCCCCGUCGGCUUCCACCUCGUGAACAUGGCUCUGCACGCGGUCGCCUCGCUGCUGGUGCUGCAGCUGGCCCGGCGGCUGCUGGGCCGCUGGGCCGCCUCGGUGGCCGCCGUGCUGUUCGCCGCGCACCCGGUGCACUGCGAGGCGGUGGCCGGGCUGGUGGGCCGCGCCGACCUGCUGUGCGCCGUCUUCUUCCUGCGCGCCGUCUACGACUACGUGCGCUACGUGGACUGGCGCGAGAUGCACCGGUGCACGCACAACAACGUCCCGACAAAGCUUUUAGAAUCCCCGGCGUACGUGCCCUCGACGGACCUGGUGAACAAGAUGCUGGACCACGUGCUGCUGGAGUCCAAGGGCGGGCCCCAGGGCAGGCCCGCGGGCAGGCGGUGCGCGGGCGACGCGUGCGCGGCGUGCGGCGUGCGCACCGUCGUGCUCCUGGGCUCCGCCAUCGGCCUCACCGUCUUGGCCACCCUCAGCAAGGAGCUGGGCAUCACGGCGCUUGGCGUCUGCUUCGUCUACGAGAUGCUCGUGCAGCACCGCCGGCGGCAGAAAAAAUUGGCGGUGGAGCCGAGCGGGCUGGCGCUGCUGGCCGGCGUGGCGGGGUCGCUGCUGCUGGCGCGGCUGUGGCUCAUGGGCCUGCGCGUGCCGCACUUCGCCGUGGCCGACAACCCCGCGGCCAAGGACCCCAGCCUGCUGACGCGCACGCUCACCUUCCUGCACCUGCCCGUCGUCAACCUGGGGCUGCUGGUGUGGCCGCAGCGCCUGAGCUUCGACUGGUCCAUGGAGGCGGUGCCGCGCGUGGCGUCCGUCGCGGACCCCCGCAACGCGCUGUCCGCCGCGCUGUACCUGUGCCUGUGGCGCCUGUGCCGCCACACCUACCGACGCCUGCUGCGCGCCGCCAGGGCCGCCGAGGACGCCGUCGAGGACGCCGAUGACGUCGGCCUCUCGCCGCGGCGCACCGAGAGCGUGGCCGUCGGACUGGCGCUGCUCGUGCUGCCCGCGCUGCCCGCCACCAACCUCUUCUUCUACGUGGGCUUCGUGGUGGCGGAGCGCGUGCUCUACGUGCCCAGCGUCGGCUUCUGCUUCCUGGUGGCGCUCGGCGCGCAGCGGCUGUGCAGCAGACGUGCCGUCCUCGUGCAGGCCGCGCUCGCCCUCACCGUCCUGGCGCUGGCCGCCCGGACCGUGACCCGCAACGCGGACUGGCGCGACGAGGAGGCGCUGUACCGCUCGGGCAUCCACGUCAACCCGCCCAAAGCUUACGGCAACCUCGGCUCCGUGCUGAGCGCCUCCAACAGGCUGGCCGAGGCCGAGCACGCCUACCGCAUGGCGCUCCGCCACCGCCCCAACAUGGCCGAGGUGCACUACAACCUAGGGAAUCUCUUAGCUGUGAUGAAGAAGUACGACGAGUCGGCCAGAAGCUACGAACAGGCGAUCCACUAUCGACCAACUCUAGCAUUGGCGUACGUGAACCUGGGCCACAUCCUGGCUCGGCAGGGGCGCGUCCAGGACGCCACCGAGGUGUUCCGGAAGUGCGUGCUCAUCCCUUCGACCGGCCUUCGGGACCCCGCGGCCCACGAGUCGGCGCGCGUGUCCGCCCUCGUGCACCUCGCGCACAUCCAGGUCGGGCAGGGUCGCCUGGCGCAGGCCAAGCAGGACCUGGACAUGGCGCUGCAGAUCCGGCCCGCGCACUACGAGACCGGGCCAAUCCUGAAGCUCAUGGCCGAGGUGACCAGCGGGCUCAAGGCCAACGAGACGACGGCCGGCAAGGUCGUCAAGAAGGUCGUCCUGAAGAAGAGGGAGGCCGCCCUGACGUCAACCCCGGGCACUCUGCUCAACGAAAGUCGAUGUGUGACGUCGGAGAGUCGGAGUAGAGUGCUGAGCCAUUCGUGAUGGACUCGUAUGACUGAUGAAGAAGAAUGGGUUGUCUUUGUUUGUUUGUUUGUUUGUUUUUGUUCUUGUUGAUCUCUCUCGGGGAAGAGCUGGAUAUUCGUUUUCAUGUCCUUGCGGAUAAAAUAUUUAUUUGCUCUGUUUACGAAUUUAAAUUGUUGUUAUGUUGUCGAGCUGCAUAUCAGGGGCCAUGAUAACUUAGAUUGCAUGGGAUCGAAAAUUUGAAAGAGGGAUGCGUCAUCUCUUAAAAGAACUGUUAGACUUAUUGUUAACUAUGUAGUUAAGUACUUUGAAUUAUGUGAUUUAUUUACAAAAGUGAUCUUGAGCACCAGGUGCUUAUGUCAGAGGCGAGUGUCUGAAAAGGUGGAACUUGUCCGGUAUUUUCGCGUCUACCGUAUGUGAUCGCGUCUACCGGUACAGCGCAAGUUCAGCUGGUGAAAAAACUCUUUGUGUAUCGAACAUUGAAAAGAGCUGGAAAUAUAUUUGUCUAAAAAACA